This is a messenger RNA of Camellia sinensis, 789 nucleotides long. The record is from RefSeq and is a predicted model, not a curated record. NCBI's taxonomy places the organism in Eukaryota, Viridiplantae, Streptophyta, Magnoliopsida, Ericales, Theaceae.
AAAACGAGUACAAUCCCAAUUUCCCAAAACAACAACCCAAGUGAGAAGAAAGAAAAGAGCAAUUAGCAAAACUUGAAGAAAAAAGUUGUGCAAGUUUUGUUUUUCAGACCAAGAGAGUUGAAUCGAUGGGAGGCAGUUACUCGGACCUCGGACUUGACAAGUCUGAAUCAGAAGCCGAUGAUGGAUCAUCGCCCAUCACCACCCUCAAAUCAGUUAAAGAUUGGGACAACAAGGUUGCAGAAAGCAAAACCCCCCAAAACAAGAACAAACUGAUUGUUGUGGACUUCACGGCUUCAUGGUGUAUAUUUUGCAAAAUCAUAGCACCGGCUGUGAAAGAAUAUGCUCAGAAAUACAGUAAUGUUGAGUUUCUCAAAAUCGACAUGACUUCUCCUCAAACUCCCUUCAUGGAUGUGGCUCGGAAAUAUGAUGUAAGAGGAUAUCCAACGUUUAUAAUGAUGAAGAAUGGGGAGAGUGUUGAGAAGGUUAUAGGGGCCAACAAGGAAGAACUCAAGAGAGCGAUCGAGAAGCACAAGGCCUAAUACUAAUUAAUUAGUUUGUAUUAUUUUCUAUAAAAUCGUUUUUAUAUUAUACUAUAUAGAAUAUAUAUGUAUAUGGUUAUCCAAGAAAGUACACAAAAAUGAUGUUGAGGCACUAGUCUCCAUGGAUUACAUCUCUAAAUAAGAUCUCUUGUUUGCCUUAUAUUACAUCUCUAAAUAAGAUCUCAUGAAUGAUGUUGAGGCACUAGUCUCCAUGGAUUACAUCUCUAAAUAAGAUCUCAUAUUUGCCUUA